AUCCUGGUUCCGCCCCUGCCGGCAGCUCAGACCGGAAGAUGGCGGCCGCUGAGUUGGCGCUGCUGGAGAAGUCCCUGGGGCUGAGUAAAGGAAACAAAUACAGUGCUCAGGGCGAGCGCCAGAUUCCAGUUCUUCAAACAAACAAUGGUCCAAGUCUAACAGGAUUGACUACUAUAGCAGCUCAUCUAGUCAAGCAAGCCAACAAAGAGUAUUUGCUUGGCAGCACUGCAGAAGAAAAAGCAAUAGUUCAACAAUGGUUAGAAUACAGAGUAACUCGAGUAGAUGGAAACUCCAAUAAAGAUGAUAUCCGCAUUCUGUUGAAGGAUCUUAAUUCAUAUCUUGAAGAUAAAGUCUACCUUACAGGAUAUAAUUUUACCUUAGCAGAUAUCCUAUUAUACUAUGGACUCCAUCGCUUCAUAGUUGACCUGACAGUUCAAGAAAAGGAAAAAUAUCUUAAUGUGUCUCGCUGGUUUUGUCACAUUCAGCAUUAUCCAGGCAUCAGGCAACACCUGUCUAGUGUUGUCUUCAUCAAGAACAGACUAUAUACUAAUUCCCACUAGAAGCUACCCAGUUGUACAGAAGAGUGAUUAGACAUAUUUUAAAUGGAAAGUGUAUACUGGACCAGAGGACUAACGUGAACUGAUACACCAUAAUUCUUUAUUUGCUGAAGUUGAUAGAAUUUUCAAAAUUUAAACUUGUUCUGAUGUUUUGUUCUUGAGUUGAAAUUUUGCAAUUUUUUAAUGUAAAAUUCAACUGCUGUCAAAACUUGAGUUAAGAUCAAGUUAUAAAUUACCAUGUUUUUAUAUGAAAUUUAUUUUAAUAAAAGUUGAAAUCAGUGGCUUAAUUUUUUUUAAAAAAAUAAUCCUUUUAAUGGUUGACCUGUAUGGCUAUUUAUUGACCUGUUUCAUAUUUUAAAAUUCAUUUGCCCCUUAUAAAUAUUUACAGUACUUUGUUUAUUAAGAUCUAUAAUAAAUUGUGCCAUGGAUAAAAAGAGAAGACACAUGUAUUUGUUUUCAAAUAUUUAUGUGAACCAGUAAAGGUGGUUGAAAAAAU
Molecule: messenger RNA, 1053 nt
Organism: Phyllostomus discolor (pale spear-nosed bat)
Lineage: Eukaryota; Metazoa; Chordata; Mammalia; Chiroptera; Phyllostomidae
Gene: EEF1E1
Product: eukaryotic translation elongation factor 1 epsilon 1
Exons: 4
Coding region: 39-560 (173 amino acids)
Biological process (GO): positive regulation of DNA damage response, signal transduction by p53 class mediator
Cellular component (GO): nucleus; cytoplasm; aminoacyl-tRNA synthetase multienzyme complex
Source: RefSeq, a predicted model, not a curated record